Ambispora leptoticha is the source of this 966-nucleotide messenger RNA. Lineage: Eukaryota; Fungi; Glomeromycota; Glomeromycetes; Archaeosporales; Ambisporaceae. The record is from the annotation of a GenBank genome assembly.
AUGGCAUUUUUACAUGGUGUCAGGAACAUUGUUAGAACGGUGGGGCUUGGUGAAUUAAAACACGUUUCCGUUGAGAAUGAUAAAAUUGAAUUUGAUCCUGAAAAACGUAAUAAUAUUUCUAUUAUCGUAAGAGGUCAUGUUAUGCAAGGAUCCAUCACAUUACUGCGAGAUGAUCAAGAAUCAAAACUAUUAAAGAUCAAUAACAAGAUUUACGUGACCGACGAUUACAUCAGAGUUACAAUAACUCCUGUAUACACGGAUAAUCAACUAGUACUAACCAUAGAGGGACCGCGAGAAUUUACCAGAGUUAGACAUGAAACUGAAGUGAUAUUCCCGCGUGAUUUAAGCGCUCUCGAAAGCUUUUCCAUAGAAUGUGAAAACGCGAAUAUUGAUGCAUAUGCACUACCAACUUUAUUCUUUGACCGAUAUCAAAUCAAUAAUACCAAUGGAAAUAUUGAUUCGCGGUUACUUAAAGGUACAAAUAUUAUUCUAAGAACAACCAAUGGGAAUAUCACGGGUUCUUAUCAACCUCUUGCAAAAUUUGUUGCUGAAUCUUCGAAUGGCACGAUCGAUUCAAGUGUCACGUCAGCAGUGCAGCCAUCUUCGGUUGAACUUCGGACAACCAAUGGAACCAUUAAAGGUUUUUAUCGAAUGGCGAAAAAUUUCACAGCAAAGACCACGAAUGGAGCUGUCACUGUUCAAGGUCACUUGAAAGAAAACGAACAAGUUGAUGCUAAUCUGGCGUCAACUAAUGGUGUGGUGUCGUUGACUAUGUCAAAAAUUUAUCAAGGUCGAUUUCAACUUGAAACUACUUGGGGAUCAACCAGCGUAUCAGAACUCUUUGACGUGAAUUUUGAGACUUAUAAUCGUACCUUGAAAAGCGGCGUGAAGGGUACCGCUCCCAAUGGCAAUAACAACAUAAAAUUGAGUACUAUGAAUGGUGCGGCUCGAUUGGAGUUUAAUUAG